CCCGUCCCGGCCCGUCCCGGCCCUUCCCGGCCCUUCCCGGCCCCGCCCGGCCCCCUGCGGGAGCCGCCCCGGCCCACCCCGCCAUGCCCCCCAAGAAGCAGCAGCAGCCGGCGGGGGGCAGCAAGAAGGCGGACCAGAAGAAGAAGGAGAAGAUCAUCGAGGACAAAACAUUUGGCCUAAAGAAUAAAAAAGGUGCAAAGCAGCAGAAGUUUAUCAAGGCUGUCACUCACCAGGUUAAGUUUGGUCAGCAGAAUCCACGUCAGGUUGCUCAGUCAGAAAGUGAGAAGAAACUAAAGAAAGAAGAUAAGAAAAAGGAAUUACAAGAACUAAAUGAGCUCUUCAAGCCCGUGGUGGCUGCACAGAAAAUUAGCAAAGGUGCUGACCCAAAAUCUGUAGUUUGUGCUUUCUUCAAGCAAGGCCAGUGCACUAAAGGAGACAAGUGCAAGUUUUCUCAUGAUUUGUCCUUGGAAAGGAAGUGUGAAAAACGAAGUGUCUACAUUGAUGCAAGAGAUGAAGACCUUGAAAAAGAUACAAUGGACAACUGGGAUGAGAAGAAGCUGGAAGAAGUGGUGAACAAGAAGCAUGGUGAGGCGGAAAAGAAAAAACCCAAAACCCAAAUAGUCUGCAAAUACUUCCUUGAUGCUAUUGAAAACAACAAAUACGGAUGGUUUUGGGUCUGUCCAGGUGGAGGAGACAACUGUAUGUAUCGCCAUGCCCUCCCUCCAGGCUUUGUAUUAAAAAAAGACAAAAAGAAGGAAGAAAAGCAAGAUGAAAUUUCAUUAGAAGAUCUAAUAGAAAAGGAGCGUGCUGCCUUAGGACCAAAUGUUACCAAAAUUACUCUAGAGUGUUUUAUUGCAUGGAAGAGAAGAAAAAGACAAGAAAAAAUUGAUAAGGCUGAGCAAGAUAUGGAGAGGAGGAAAGCAGAUUUUAAAGCUGGCAAAGCGUUGGUGAUCAGUGGACGUGAAGUGUUUGAGUUCCGGCCAGAGUUGGUUGAUGCAGACGAUGAAGAAGCAGAUGACACCCGUUAUGUUCAAGGAGCAGGAGAUGAUGAUGAGACAGAAGACCCCGUGUGCAUAAAUGAUGUAGAUUUGAACCUGUAUGUCCCCAAGGCAGUAGAGGAGACUGGUAUUACAGUGGCUAGUCCAGAGCGAUUCAGCACAUACGCUUCAGUAGAAAAAGAUGAUAAUAAAUUAAAUGAAGCUUCUGGUGGUGAUAUAAACAACAGCGAGCAAAAUGAUUUAGAUGAAGAUAAUGAUGGAGAUGAGGAACUGGAAAAUGGAGUCAUUGAUGCAGUUCCAGUUGAUGAAAAUCUCUUUACUGGAGAGGACUUGGAUGAACUAGAAGAAGAACUAAACACUCUUGAUUUAGAAGAAUGAACUAAAAAGCUCCAGUGAGGAAUUAAACCUAUGUGAAAACUGACUACAUUUUUUUCUCCUUUUUGAAUAGAAUUCUUAAACAAGAUGUUUAUGGUUAUGCAGCUGAAUAUGAUGGGCACGUGAUAUACGAGGAAUGUUUUCCUUCAAUCUCAUCUACUCCAGUCUUGGCUAUGCUCACAGUAAAACGUUCAGAGUAGUGCAGAAUUACCCGACAGCUGAAUUUGCAGACAGUGAGAUUUAAACUUCCAACUAAGAGUAGGAAGUGUAACUGCUUUGCCAGUAUGCAAGUGGGCAAUUUGACAUCAGGUACAGUACAAAAAUCCAAGUAUACAUUCUUCACAAAAAAACCCACAUUUUUGUUAGUGAUUGUGUUGAUUUAGAAACUGCCUGAAGAGGUUUUUAGGCAUGGUACUCUAAUGGAGCUGAUGCAGAUUAUGCUUCUUUAAGUGGUGAUUAGCUUUAUUUGAUCAGCUGGAUACUGAAGAUUGUGAACUGAUAUUUCAUACAAUACCAGUACGGUGCCCUCUGUUUAAAAUGUUUUAAACUUUCCCACCACCUUUUGCCAAUAAAUCUGUAAAUAAAAAUAAUCAACUUUAAA
Serinus canaria (Common canary) is the source of this 1974-nucleotide messenger RNA. RefSeq names its product zinc finger CCCH-type containing 15 (gene ZC3H15). The transcript has 10 exons. Gene Ontology annotation, biological process: cytoplasmic translation. Bases 84 to 1376 code for a protein of 430 amino acids. Gene Ontology annotation, cellular component: cytosol. The record is from RefSeq and is a predicted model, not a curated record. Lineage: Eukaryota; Metazoa; Chordata; Aves; Passeriformes; Fringillidae. Gene Ontology annotation, molecular function: mRNA binding; metal ion binding.